This is a messenger RNA of Syngnathus typhle (broad-nosed pipefish), 2413 nucleotides long. It is a transcript of the gene prmt5, whose product is annotated as protein arginine methyltransferase 5. The coding region runs from base 92 to 2053 and encodes 653 amino acids. Gene Ontology annotation, cellular component: nucleus; cytosol. Gene Ontology annotation, biological process: peptidyl-arginine N-methylation; regulation of DNA-templated transcription. The transcript has 15 exons. NCBI's taxonomy places the organism in Eukaryota, Metazoa, Chordata, Actinopteri, Syngnathiformes, Syngnathidae. The record is from RefSeq and is a predicted model, not a curated record.
CGCGUCGCCUGCAGAUCCAAAAUGGAGUCGUUUUCCUCCAAACCGGGACCAACGAGAUUGUGGUCCUAGUUGGUACCUUGCAUGCCAAGUCAUGGCGUCCGUCAGUACGGGAAGCAGAGUGUCCUGCGGGAGAGAUUUGAAUUGCGUGCCAGAAGUUGACGAAACAUUAACUGCGGUCGCCAAACUCGGGUUUGACUUCGUAUGCAUGCCCCUCUUCCACCCGAGGUUCAGGAGGGAAUUUGAGUUGGAACCCGCUAAAUCUCGACCUGGUCCACAGACGCGGUCUGACCUGCUGCUGUGUGGAAGAGAUUGGAACACUCUGAUUGUUGGGAAGCAGUCCCCAUGGAUUGACACAGAUUGUGAAGUGGAGACAGUACGCAGAAGCUCAGAAGCUGCGCUGGCACAGGAAUUGCAUUUCGCAGCCUACUUGGGUCUGCCAGUCUUCAUGAUGUUUUUAAAUGGACCUCAUAAAGCAAAUCUUGCUCGUGUGCUGCUUAAUCAUAUCCAGUCUGGACACCACACCACAAAUUUCUGGAUUCGAGUUCCACUGAUGGCACCUGAAGACAUGCGGGAGGACCUGAUUGAGAAUGAGCCGGUCACGUGUAUUGAUGAGACGACUAUAGAUGAGAAGACCUGGAACUGGUGGCACUCAUUAAGGACACUUUGUGAUUACAACAAGAGGAUUUUUCUUGCCAUUGAAGUGGGAGCAGACAUGCCUUCAGAAACUGUGAUUGAUAAGUGGCUUGGGGAACCAAUCAAAGCAGCCAUACUUCCCACCAGCAUCUUCCUAACCAACAAGAAGGGAUUUCCUGUUUUAUCCAAAGCACACCAGAGAAUAAUUGUCCGACUUUUCAAGUUGGAGGCACAAUUCAUCUUUACUGGUACAAGUCGUCACACUGACAAGGACUUUCGCUCAUACCUGCAGUACCUGGAAUACCUCAGUCAGAACCGCCCAGCUCCCAAUUCCUAUGAGCUCUUUGCUAAAGGUUAUGAAGACUACCUCCAGUCUCCCCUACAGCCUCUCAUGGAUAACCUGGAGUCACAGACUUAUGAAGUUUUUGAGAAGGAUCCUAUUAAAUAUUCACAAUACCAACAGGCUGUGUAUAAAUGCCUUCUCGAUCGAGUCCCGGAGGAUCAGAAAGACACCAACGUUCAAGUGUUGAUGGUGUUGGGGGCAGGCAGGGGUCCCCUGGUCAAUGCAUCUCUGCGUGCUGCCAAGCAAGCCGGGCGCAAGUUGAAAGUUUAUGCUGUUGAAAAGAAUCCCAACGCUGUCAUCACGUUGGAAAACUGGCGCUUUGAGGAGUGGGGAGAUCAGGUGACUGUGGUGUCAUCUGACAUGAGAGACUGGACCUCGCCUGAGAAGGCUGACAUCAUUGUCAGCGAACUGCUUGGAUCGUUUGGCGAUAAUGAACUUUCCCCGGAGUGCUUGGAUGGAGCGCAGCACUUUCUCAAAGAUGAUGGCGUGAGCAUUCCCUGCUCCUACACCUCCUUCCUUGCACCGCUGUCCUCCUCCAAGCUGUAUAACGAAGUCCGAGGCUGCAGGGAACGCGACAAGGAUCCCGAGUCCCACUUCGAAAUGCCAUAUGUAGUACGUCUCCACAACUUCCACCAGCUGGCUGAGCCCAAAGCAUGCUUCACCUUCACACACCCCACAAAAGAUAUGAACAAUAACCGUUACCAGUGCCUCAAAUUCUCAGUGGGUUGUAACUCGGUCCUCCAUGGCUUUGCUGGGUACUUUGAGACCACGCUCUACAAAGAUGUUACACUCAGUAAGUAUGCUUUAAAAAGUAAAGUAUCGUCAAGUCCUAAUACAAACCUUUGUCUGUGCUUAAUAGGCAUAAAACCUGAUACACAUUCGCCCGGAAUGUUUUCGUGGUUCCCCAUUCUCUUCCCCCUCAAACAACCCAUCUCUAUUUCACGUGACGAUGAUGUCACAGUGCGAUUCUGGCGCUGCAACAACGGAAAGAAAGUGUGGUACGAAUGGGCCGUGACAGAGCCGGCGUGCUCUGCAAUUCACAACCCGGCUGGACGCUCCUAUACAAUCGGACUGUAAACAUGACCACAAUGUUGUCCCUCACGUUCCUACUACGUAUUUUCUUUUUGUAACAGUUGUGGCGAUGUGUGUGCCUCAUUGUCAGCUAUACUAGGUCAGAUUAUCCUAACACAAUGUUGAAAAAAACACAUUCGGUGUCCUUGUUUUGUGUGUUUUUUUUUGUAUACAGCAAAGAAUCACCACAAACAUUAAAUCUAGCACAAACUAUGCCUUAUUGAAGAAAUUCCAUUAAAAUAAACACCUGUCUGUUCAAUUGACGAAUAUAGGGACUCCUGUGGCACUGAGAUUACAUGCUAAAAUAGCCCAUUGUUUUGUAUUUGUAUGUUUAAAUCAUGUCAAUAAAGACGCUGUUAUGUUGUA